UUCAGAGCUUCAGUCCCUCUGUCUGAUGGAAGGAAAGAGUAUCCAUUCCAGUCCUUCAGCAGGAUGACAAUGUGAUGGAAUGAGCCAAGGACAAUGGGAUCAAGGAUCAAGGAAAACCCUCAGAAGAUAUUUGAUCUGUUCUUUGAAGCUGCCUGCCCAACACAUGCAGAGGAUGAUCCCCAAGUGCUUAGGCAAUUUCCAGUGGCGUUCAAUGACCAGGAAUCAAUCCAGACGCUGCCCAAGUUUUGUUUCCCUUUUGAUGUAGAAAGGGUUAAGGAGAACGUCAAUGUCCAGCACUUCACCUUUGCACUCACAGACCUGGAAGGGAAACAGCGCUUUGGUUUCUGUCGAAUGGCCAUGGGCUUCCGCACCUGCCUUUGCAUCCUCAGUUACUUGCCCUGGUUUGAAGUGUUCUACAAGAUCCUCAACAUCAUUGCAGAUCACUUAGCCAAGCAGCAGUUCACUGGGUUGGAUGAAUUCUUAUCAACACUGUAUCGCCACACUGUGCCUAACCUCAGCAGCGCCAUCAACUUUGAACUUGACCCAAAGGAGAUGAAAUUGAAAAUAUCCACUAGGAAGGAUCUGAACAGCCAACCCCAAGACAGGAGCCAGGAGGAUCCAAAUCAUGGCACAGCAUCGGCUAUAUAUUUCAUUGCACCUGACCAUGGUAAACUGCCCACCAUCCCUGAAAGUAGGAACCUGACAGAGUUUGUUGUGGCUGUGGACGUGCACAACAUGCUGCGGCUGUAUGCGAGUCUGCUCCAUGAGCGAAGGAUCCUGCUCACCACCAGCAAGCUCAGCACGCUCACCGCCUGUGUGCAGGCUUCUUCCAGCAUGUUGUAUCCCAUGCACUGGCAACACAUCUAUAUCCCUGUGUUGCCUUCCCACCUCCUGGACUACUGUUGUGCCCCUAUGCCUUAUCUCAUUGGAGUCCACAGCAGCCUCAUGGAGAGAGUGAGGAGCAAGGCCUUGGAAGAUGUCGUCAUUCUCAACAUUGACAACAACACUUUAGAAUCGCCGUUCCAGGACCUGGAAAACCUCCCGCCUGAUGUUGUCUCUCUGCUGAAGUACCAGUUGAAGAAGCAGUCGGCAACAACUGGAGAUGGAGUAGCCCAGGCCUUCCUCAGGGCACAGGCACUGCUGUUUGGCAACUACCGCAAGGCACUCAUCUGUAGCCCGGGAGAGCCAAUUUCCUUUUGCCAAGACACUUUCCUGCAGCAAGGGUCCAGUGCCAUGCAGGCCUUCCUGCAGCGGGCUGUGCACCUGCAACUCUUCAAGCAGUUCAUUGAGGACCGUCUGGAGAAGCUAAACUCAGGGGACGACUUUUCCAGCCUCUUUGAGCAGGAGAUCAACAGAAGCCUAUCCCCUGGUAACAUGCACUCCUAUCAGCUGUGGGUGGAAAACCUCAAGAAAGGUGGAGGAGCCCUGAUAAGUACUAUGAAAACCAAGACCAAUCCAGCCGUCAAGAACGCAUACCAAUAUGCCAAAGGCCAUGCCAAAAUGAAGUUGAAGAAUAUGCGGAGUCGCCUGCUGGAAAAGGACUCCAGUGUAGACCAGGACCGAGUGCAAGGACGUUCCUUGAACUGUGAUGACAUCUCCAAUCCCAUCCUGCUCACCAGGAGCAGCCAGUCUGAGAGCCUGCAAAGCCGGUUGCCCAUCACUCAGCACUUUGGGCAGUCUCGCCCAAGACGGCCACAAAGACAGAACAGCAGGCCAGAACUACAGACCCAAAGCACAGUCUCAUUGGAUUGCCCCCUGGAGCAUGAUCUUUUUUCUGGAGGAAGUGAAAAUCUGCACCCCGACUUCUUGGACACAGGCGGUAUUGAUCUCUUAGGUGAAAUCUUUGAGACACUAAGCAUGUUGGAGCCAAGCCAAGUGGGCCGGCCUAUCUAUGGGACUCGUAGCCUGGACUUCUGCAACCUAGAGGAACGGAGCUUUUUUACAAAGCUGAGACCCAGUAGGGAGACCCCCCAUGAGUCCCUCUAUGAGGAACAGGAUGACGGUGACUCAUCGUAUGAGGACCCUAUCCCUAUCCUCCUGCCUUCCCUGGAGCAAGAGGAUACACAGAGUGUGUUGCUGCCAUCCUCUAGACUUGCAGACCAAAGCAGUGAGAGGUGGGACCAUGGCAUCUCUGAGGCCCAGGAGAUUCCUGGCCCUGAGAAGGCAACAGUUCUCUUGCAGGAGGAGAUGGUUGUUUCUGGUAGCAGUGAGCCAUCACAGGUGGCAUGGACCUGGAAUGCAGACCAUGAAGUUCCCCACCCUGGAAUGCAGACUAUGAAGUUCCCCAUGCAGACCCAAGAGGUUCCCCACCCUAGUGAAAAUGAAACAGAAAGGUGCCCAGGUACAGAAUCUGGAGAGGAGUCCAAGGUUGGCCAGACCCUUGAUCUCUCACAAGUUAUUGCCACCCCAACAGCAGUGUCACCAACACCUAACUGCACCAGCAUCCAGUCAUCUGCGGCAUUAUUCCAAGAAAAAGGCCACAUGAACACCGAGUCCACAGCAAAGGAGAGCAUCCUAGCUCUUGAGCAGGUCACCAGCCCACAACACCCCUCCAUCUCCAGGCCCUUGACCCAGCGCAGAGUGUCAGAACUGAAGAAAAAAUUUGAGGCCUAGCAUAUAAUAUUGAAACUGAACAGGUGGUGCAGCUAGGAGAGGAAGACAACCUCUGUUUCGCUUCUGGCAUCAGCAAGUGACUGGAGGUCACACCAGGAAGCUCUCCUCUGAAGCUAUGGGGCAGCUCUGGACACUGAAAGGCACUGCUGGAAAUACUCCAUCCAUCCAGGCACAAAUAGUGAUUGUUGGAAGUCCUCCAAGGUGCAGGUGUGGAGGCUGGCAGGCCACGACUACUAGGAGGCAGCAAAUCCUGUGACAGAAAUUUGUAGUGCAGUGGAAGCUCCUUUUGACAAGGAGCUCUCUUCCUCUGCUGCACACAGAACACAGCUUCUCAUGUAACCUUUCCAAAAAUGGAAACCAAGAGCCACUUCAGGAAAAGCAUGCCACUUGAAGGCCACUGGAUUUCACUAUGGGCCCUCUCACUUGCACCCUCAUCAUCACUCAGUGGCCACCACAUGAAGCAAUGAUGCGAAUGAGCUGCCUGCAGACCAAUUGCCCUUGGCUGUAAACAGAACCAUGCAAUGACAUCUUCAAGGUGUGGUGAUAGUCACUGGUCUAGAUGGAGCUGUUUUUUAAAAUAAAAAAUUAAAUACAUGCAU
Messenger RNA from Hemicordylus capensis (graceful crag lizard), 3212 nucleotides. It is a transcript of the gene DENND1C, whose product is annotated as DENN domain containing 1C. Bases 94 to 2613 code for a protein of 839 amino acids. NCBI's taxonomy places the organism in Eukaryota, Metazoa, Chordata, Lepidosauria, Squamata, Cordylidae. Gene Ontology annotation, biological process: endocytosis; endocytic recycling. The record is from RefSeq and is a predicted model, not a curated record. Gene Ontology annotation, molecular function: guanyl-nucleotide exchange factor activity; phosphatidylinositol phosphate binding. Gene Ontology annotation, cellular component: intracellular membrane-bounded organelle; cytosol. The transcript has 23 exons.